Messenger RNA from Bombyx mandarina (wild silkworm), 1459 nucleotides. RefSeq lists its product as uncharacterized. Lineage: Eukaryota; Metazoa; Arthropoda; Insecta; Lepidoptera; Bombycidae. The record is from RefSeq and is a predicted model, not a curated record.
AUGGUUCUGCUGGGUUUUGCUGCAGCUAUACGGUACGCGCCUCCCUUCUGUCUUACUUUGCGUUUCUGAAUUAAUUAAUUUUCUGAAUAAAUAAAGCAGUAGAAAUUUACGCCUUUUGCGAGCGAUCGUGGAACCAUAAUGAAGAAUUAAAUUGAUAUAUGACGCUGAAAAAACAUGGAACACUCGAGAGUGGAGUGCGAGUUACCAACUAAAAUGGCACAUUUAGAUAUAAUGGAAGUGGACGAGCUGAACACAGAUGUUCCUAAAAUUAACACACCUGUUCUUGAAUUAUCACCAAGAGUUUUGCGUAAAAGAAAGUCGUUAAUGCCAGAAAAAAGCAAACCUUCAAACCGCCGAGUGAAUAUGAAACCUCGUAAACACGUUGUCGCCGAAAAUGCGAACCCAAAGCAAAUAGAGGCAUUGUAUCUCAACAAAACUGUUAAAUCUCUUUCUCAAACAUUAGAGACUAUAUAUGAAGAACCCAAAGCUGAAAGCAGUGAUACAGAAGCUGUGAUUGGUGCACGUAAAGUAAAAAGACUGCUCACAUUCCAAUUAGGUAAUCAAUACACUAAAGAGAAAAUAAAGAAAAGGAGAGCUAAAAUAAAGAAAUUACUUGGUAAUAAAUCAUAUUUGAACAGGAAAAAAAUACCCAUGACAGUAUUUUUGAAAACAAUAGAAUGCUUAGAAUUAGAUGAGAUACAAACAGAAUCUGUCUCACCAAGUACAAGUAAUAUAUGAUAAAAUGUGUUUUGUACCUGUGGUAUUUGUAUUAAAUAAUCAAUUAUGACUACAAUACAAUUAAUUUAAAUUGUACAUAACUUUAAUAAUUCAGAACCCACCUUUUAUUAUGUAUAAAGAAACAUAAUUAGAUUAUUUGUAAAAAAAUAAUAAUUAAAUUGCAAGUUCUGAAUCUUAUAAUUUUAAUGUGUAAAAGAAGAGAUUCAUGGUGUUAGUAAAAUUAUUGUUUAAACAUUGCACAAAACAAAUAUUAAACAACAUUAAACAUUGUUUUCAAUAACAAUAUUUAAGAUAUUCACAACAGGCAUUCACAAAGAAAUGCGAAUGAGAAAUGCAGGCAGUGGUUUUGCUGUGCCCCUGCCAUUGCUAAAAUCCAUGAGUGAUGGUGACCACUCACAAUCAGAAGGAUAAGUGUAGCAUUACAUUUUGUACUGGAAAUAUUACUUUGAACAUCACCCCGAUGAUUAUCUAAGAUCUGAUUGAAAAGUAGUAAUAUGUGAAAAACAAUAAUAUAUGAUAAUCACGCAAAUAUAAUGAGACAACAUAUUAUUUCUUCUUUUAUAUUGUAAUAGAGAUAACAAUAAUGAUAAUGAUUUAAGCCCCAACAAGUAUUACCACUACUGCACACUGAAGUACCAAGUGAUUGUCUUGUCAGCCAUCAUGCAAGUUUUGCAGGUAGUGUGCAGGGUGUUCAAAACCUCAAGGUUUCAUUCUACAGUCU